Messenger RNA from Fulvia fulva, 741 nucleotides. RefSeq lists its product as uncharacterized. The transcript has a single exon. Bases 1 to 741 code for a protein of 246 amino acids. The record is from RefSeq and is a predicted model, not a curated record. NCBI's taxonomy places the organism in Eukaryota, Fungi, Ascomycota, Dothideomycetes, Mycosphaerellales, Mycosphaerellaceae.
AUGGCCUACGAGACUAAUGGCAUCGAUAACACAGUCUCCGAACCUCCCGUAUCUCAACCACCUCCUUCUGGACCGUACGUUCACCCAGCCUUGCGUGGCGCAUCCCAACAAAUACGCCUCAUCAGCAUCUCUUCAGCUACGAAAGGCGAUGACCUGCUCUGCUCUAUGAAAGUGUAUGACCUGAAAGCUGUCAGUGGGCACUCAUACCUCGCGAUCUUCACAAGAUGUCUCUUCUCUGGCAAGACAUGGCACGUUACGAAAAAACGCGAUCUCGUCUAUUUGGUGGUAACAUAUGGUCGGCGGCAUUGCACUGACAUGAGGGACAAGAUCUAUGGCCUCCUCCCGCUUGCAGAUGUCGCAGAUCGAGAGGAAAUUCCCGUGGAUUAUGAUCUACCAUUAUCCUCACUCUUGAAACGGUACGAAGCUUUCUGCUCGGAGUUUUGGGUCACAGCAGAUGACGGUUGGACUACCGCGAAGCGGCCGCCCAGUGUGCAGCGAGAGAGUAUCCACAUCUUGGCUCAAGCAUUCAGUGAGGACGAGGCGUUCACUACAAACUUCGUGGAAGUUACUCGCCAUUGCCCGAGCUCCGAGAGCCAAAAGCCAAAGAGACUGUCCCCCAAAAUGUGGCAGACGUACCGCAUUGACACCGAGACCGGUGAUGCAUUGAACCCUAUGAACGAUUUCACAUGGACACCUCUAGCUGGGGCUAUGCUUCGCACGCAUGGAUCUUCCCGCCAUUGA